Clonostachys byssicola is the source of this 2853-nucleotide messenger RNA. NCBI's taxonomy places the organism in Eukaryota, Fungi, Ascomycota, Sordariomycetes, Hypocreales, Bionectriaceae. The record is from the annotation of a GenBank genome assembly.
AUGGACUCUCAGACAUGCGCUCAAGUGAAACUGCCUGAUGGCACUACUUACGAGCAACCAACAGGUAUAUUCAUCGGCAAUGAAUUCAGACAAUCUCACGACAAGACAGUGAUUGAGUCUAUUAAUCCGUAUACUCAGUUACCCAUUGCAUCGAUUGCUCGGGGAAAGCUUGCGGAUGUCAAUGCUGCUGUUGCCGCCGCAAAGGCAGCCUUUGGUGGUUGGCGUGACACAUCACCUCAGGAUAGAGCAAAACUUCUUAGCAAACUAGCAGAUUUAAUAGAACGAGAUGUUGAAGCUUUGGCGAAGAUCGAGUCGAUCGACGGUGGCAAGCCCGUCCACAUUGCCAAGGGAGCCGACGUUCUCGCUUCAGCUGCUUGCAUUAGAUACUACUCUGGGUGGGCAGACAAGAUCAAGGGAGACACAAUCGAGACCGAUCCGGACACCUUGAACAUAACUAUAAGAGAGCCCUUGGGUGUCUGUGGAUUAAUUAUUCCGUGGAAUUUUCCGCUUCUCAUAACAUGCUGGAAGCUUGGGCCUGCCCUGGCUGCAGGCAACACCGUGGUUAUUAAACCGGCAGAGCUCACCUCACUUUCUGCACUGUACUUGGCAAAGCUUGUGGUCGAAGCUGGCUUCCCUCCGGGCGUUGUUAACUUGGUCACGGGCCUUGGCAAUGAAGCUGGGCAAGCAUUGACGGAGCAUCCUGACGUCAAGAAGAUUUCCUUUACUGGUAGCACGCCCGUUGGUAAGGCGAUACUGAAAACAUCUGCCGACACCAAUCUAAAAAAGGUUACUUUGGAGUUGGGAGGAAAGUCACCCAGCAUCGUUUUCGAUGACGCCGAUCUGGACCAAGUCAUCGAGGCAGUUAAUGGCGGCAUCUUUUACAAUAUGGGGCAAAAUUGUUGCGCCAGCAGCCGUGUCUACGUCCAGGAGUCUAUAUACGAAGACUUUCUGAAGCGAUUUGCCUCCCGGGCUCGACAGAAUAAAUCAGGUGACCCAUUUGACAACAAUACUUUCCUCGGUCCGCAGAUUGAUGGCAAGCAACACUCCAAGAUCAUGGGAAUGAUUCAAAGAGCGAAGGCAGAUGGCGUGGGAGUUGUCACUGGCGGCACCAGCCCCGAUGGCUGGUUUAUUGAACCCACAAUCUUCCGCGACGUCAAAUCAUCGGCCGAAAUCAUGCAACAGGAGGUUUUUGGCCCUGUCGUUGCUGUGGCUUCCUUCAAGGAUAUAGAGGAAGUCUUGGAAAAGGCGCAUGACACAAUUUAUGGCCUGGCUGCUGCGGUAUUCACUUCGGAUAUAAAACGAGGAAUCCGCUUAUCGAAGAUGUUACAAGCUGGUUCAGUCUGGGUAAACAACUACAACAUGAUCUCACAUGCUCUUCCAUUCGGAGGAUACGGGCAGAGUGGAAAUGGCAAGGACUUGGGGUUUGAGGGCAUUGAAGGAUACACACAACUCAAGACUGUCAGGUUUAUGUACGAGAACCGAGCUAAGACCACUCAGACCCAAGAGGAAAUCAUGUCGCAUCCCCGCCAGGAGACAACUGAUCCUUUGGGUAAGAUACAAAAUCUGAGCCCGAUCGAGUGCGGAGAAGAUGCGGCAAAGCACUUUCUGCACGACGCAGACUAUAUCAACUUAAAUCACGGAUCUUACGGCACAUAUCCGAGGGAGGUUCGCGACGUUCUUCGUUACUACCAAGAUCGAGCCGAAGCUAGGCCUGAUGACUUUGUUCGCUAUCAGUAUCGUGUUCAUCUACUUAGAGAGUCUCGAGAGGUACUUGCAGAGUACUUGGAUGUCCCAGCUGAAUGCUGCGUCUACGUCCCGAAUGCAUCCACAGGCAUCGACACGGUUCUGCAUAAUUUCAACUACAAGCCCGGAGAUGUGAUUAUCGGGUUUCCCACAAUCUAUGAUUCUUACGAGUCUACUGCCAAGUACCUCAGCGAGGUUACACCCGCGGAGUUCAAAAAGAUUGAGUACACUUAUCCGGUCUCCGAUGAUUUUAUCUGCCAGACUUUCGAGGAUACCGUAAAGGAGCUCCUACAAGCGGGAAAGAAGCCUAAAAUUGCAUUGUUUGACACUAUAUCCUCUCUUCCCGGGCUUCGAAUACCUUUUGAGCGCUUAACGAAGCUUUGCCGCUCCUAUAACGUUCUGUCGCUCAUCGAUGGAGCCCAUGGAGUUGGUAUGAUACCGCUGCAUCUCCUGCAGUUGGAUCCUGAUUUCCUCGUCAGCAAUUGCCACAAGUGGCUGUACACUCCAAGGAGCUGCGCGUUUCUAUACGUGCCAGUCCGCAACCAGCAUCUCCUCAAGAUAACAUUUCCGACCGGUUUUGGUUUCCUCAAGUUUCCCAAGGACGAGGACGCCCGGAAGUUGGUGCCGAAUAAUUUCAUCGAAAACUUUGCCGAUCUCAAUACGAGGGACGACACUACUUAUCUCUGCGUCAAGGCUGCGCUGGAGUGGAGGAAGAAGUUGGUAUGGAAAGAUAAAAAAGGAGAGGAGGCUAUUAUGAACUACCUGUACUACCUCGCGGAGCAGGCUGAAUCCAUCUUCGCUACGGCGCUCGGGACAGAAGUGUUAAGUCAGGGAAUCACCAGUAUGACCAACGUGCGCCUGCCCUUGGCUAUGGACCAAAUUACAGGAGGAGUAUCCUCAAAUGUAGGCGAGGUGUCGACAUGGGUCAUGAAGGAGAUGAUGGACCAGCAUGGCACCGCUAUCAACCUUACAUUCUAUAACGGUGCUCUCUGGAUCAGGCUGAGCGCUCAGGUAUACCUCACCGUGCAGGAUCUUGAGGUUGCUGCUGGGCGUCUCAAGAUCAUCUGCGAUACGGCAUCAAAGCGCACGUGGAACUUCAGGUCUUCAUAG